Molecule: messenger RNA, 1923 nt
Organism: Etheostoma spectabile (orangethroat darter)
Lineage: Eukaryota; Metazoa; Chordata; Actinopteri; Perciformes; Percidae
Product: up-regulator of cell proliferation-like
Exons: 6
Molecular function (GO): protein binding
Source: RefSeq, a predicted model, not a curated record
UUGCAUUGCCAGGGAUUAUGUACAAUAGCUUUGCUGUCAGGACUUAUGCUUAACAUUUAACUAAAUAUAUUGCAGAUACAGACUCCUGGAUAAAGGAACAUAUAAGCUUACAAUGGAUAAUCUACAAAGUGAGAAGCAGUUUGAAUAAUCUGGACCAAGUUUGGGAUGGCUGAGAGCACACCCACAAUGGAUAACUCUGAUGAGGACCUCUAUAAUGUACCGGAUUACUUAACGUCCUACUGUGAGGAAGGAGGGAACAGUCCCCCCACACCACAGUCUGACUAUGUUCCUCCACCAGGAAAAGUAACAGUUCUCAGUGCUGGCCAGGAGACUGUUUCUCUUGGCUUUUCACUCCCUGAUAACUCUGUAAGGUAUACACUGCAAAUAGAUUACUCCUGCAACACACAGAGAGGCAGUUUGGUCACAGAGGACUCCAGCACUCUGACGGUUGGGGGACUGAAUCCUGGGACUGAGUAUACUUUCAGCAUCAUAAGGAUUGCAGACAAUGGAAAUCAAAGCAAAGCAACGUCCCUGUCUGUCUUCACAGAGCCCAGCCCUCCUGUGCAGAUUACAGUCUACCAGGUCAGCAGUGAGUCCCUGUGUCUGCGUUGGGACACCCCUGCUGGUGAAGUGGAGAGUUACAUCGUGACUUGUUGCAGUGAGGGAGACAUUAUGCAAGAGCUGACAACAGACACAACCAACCUGACUCUCAGCAACCUGAAUCCAGGAGUGUGUUACUCUCUCCAGGUGUCUACACAACUUAGGAAUGGAAGAAAAAGCGAGCCAUCUGUAACAACUGUCCACACAAAAACACAACUAGAAGGCCUAUUGGAGGAUCUGGGGUUGGAGCAGCACUACACAAAGAAGCUAUCCCUGAGCACAAUACUUCAGAUUGAUGAGAAGAGCAUUACUGAUGAACCUGCUAAGCGUAACUCAGAUCUUCCAUGGUAUUUUCUGAAGAAACUGAUGAUGGUCAAUGUGACAGCUAGGAAUGUGAAAUGUACAUCAGUAUGUGAGUCCAACUAUGAAGAUCCGUCAGUGAAUACAGAGUUAGAUCUUGAUAAUUUGGUCAACAGUCUAUAUUCAGGUGACAUACUAAACCCCCUUGACAUGAUCACUGCUCUCUUUCUGUGUUCUGAUGGUUUUGUAAUGCAGGAAAUGGCCCUGAAAAUGUCCAUGUGUCAGUUUUCUGUGCCUCUAUUGCUUCCCAAUUGUGACACAAAGCAGUGCACACUCAUGCUUUGGUCCAUGAGAGACAUUGUUAAAAAGUACAGACCUCAGUCCCUUUUACAAUCCAAGGGCUUCCUUGAACAAAGAAUUGUUCUCUCUGAACUUCCAAUGAUAUCUUUUGUGAGACUGGGCGAGUGCUCCUUGUCCAAGUCAGAGAUCCUCAAUAAGCUUCUGAGCAAUUCCCAGCAGUACCACGAUACCUUUGUUCACCAUGAUAUGGAGUGUGGCGACAGCCCAAGGAAAAUAUCCAAUGGCCUGGCAGAAAUUACUUGGUACCUUCCAUGUGGGAACAAAAACAUGGAUGUUUUCAGUGAGCCAGUUGCUGUAACCAAUCUUCGUGGAGACAUUGCUUUGUUUGAAACACAAUUUUCUUUUUUGUGUCAGACAUCUGCAGCAGUUUUUGUGUUCUUUGACAAGUGGGACUCUAAAUGCGAGCUGCUUACCAACCAACACCACAAGGCACAGAUCUUCUUGGUGGGUAACCAUCAAAGCAAGCAUUUCAAUUUGAAUGCUCUAAAGAAGGUAGCAACCAAGUUGGGCUUAACUAACAGCAACAUCCUUUUGAAGGCUAAGCACAUGAAUGAUGCAGACUUUGUCAAAACCCUGCGAAAAACAGUCAGCAAUGUUGUUGAGAACACAAAGAUGAAGAUGGGAAUCGAGCAGAUGGCUAACAUUGCCCAUGAACUGGGAAUC